ACCAACAGCGUACUCCGCAGCGUCCUCCCACGCCUGGAUUCUUAAUGAUGACGAGACCUCCCGUAGGGUCCAACCAGUUUGGGGGAGCUCAUUAUCAAAGUCCCUCGUCGCAGUCGGAAAAUUUUAUCCCUUUCUCCAACAUUGGUGGUAACAGCAGUGGUAAUACCCAGGGACAUGGUCGCUACAACUAUAACAGAAAUAAUGGUGGUGGACGACACGGUAACAACACCCCAAGGUUUGCCCAUCCCUACCAGCAAUCCCCUGGCGGAAGGAUGCCUAGCCCUCGAAGCCAUCACGGGCAGGGACACAGCCAUGGAUUUAAUAAUACCCCCGGUGGAAGAUUUAACGCAAAUUCAUCUGGUAUGAAUUAUUCUACUCCCCGGGGAAGUUUUAGUGCCACUCCUGGAGCAAGAUUUAGUGGUGGUGGAGGAGGUCGGAGAGACAGUUUCAGAGAUCACCGUAAUACUAGGUCGUUUAAUGACUUCAACACUCCAGACUCCAAUGGAAACAACAAAGGUGGUUGGGAUAGGUCAAGAGGUAGGGGUCCAAUAUCAAGUAUACCCAUAGAUAAAUUUAUCAGUGACAACAUGGUUGGAGAUCCAUGGGUUGAAUUUUAUGAUGGAUCACAUGGUGGUCAAGUUGAACAAUUGAACCAAAAUGAUAGUGGAUGUUUAGAAGAUUCAGAAAUAAUCAUUGACUCGGACACCAGUGCAAGAGUUGAAAAUUCUUUUGACGAUGUAAUAAGUGAUACAGAAGUAGAUAGCUCCCCAGUUCAUGACACGGGUAGUGAUUCGCCAAACAUUGCCACAUCGUCAACAUCUGAAAAGGACACAGGGAGUGAUACUGGGAGUGAUACCUAGUGUAAAUUGUUAGUCGUUCAUUAGACUUGAAGAAAGUUACUGCCUUUUUUCUCCAAUUCCUAGCCUAGUACAAAAUAUUACACAUCUUCAAUUGGUCUACCUCGUUUGUGAAUUAUAUUUGCAUUCUUUGGUAUCCAAACAUGUAUUUUGUUAGGUUAGAAAGCAGUGGUUAUAUACGAAGUUCUUUAUAUAUUAAACUCAGUAAUAAUGUUUUGGUAUUUUGUUGUAUAUGAAUUAUGUUGGAAAAUUGCUAGUUUCUAGUGAUAUUCAUUUGAACAUAUGAAAAUAAUCUCUUGAUGAAAGACCUGCCAUUUUAAAGUUCAAAAACUGAUAUAUCUAGGUAGUUAUGCUCAUUAUUUUUCUUAGGUAUGAUUCCCGUAUUGUGUCCAAUUAGGAAGAUGCACUUUUUCAUUUUAUUUAUUUAUCUACAACUUCACACUUAGUACAUAUAGUACAAAACUGAAAACCGUAUGUACAAAAUCUUUAAUGAGUUGGUAUAUUUCUAUUUAGAUUUCAUAAAUGCAUUCUUGUAGAUUUAAAAGUUGGUUACUGUCAGUGCUUGAGGGUGUAAGAGAUCCCAGUUGUUUGAAGUGUAAAUUAUGAAAAAUAGUAAUAUUGUUAAAUGUUUUUGUAGUUUGAAACAAUAUCUGCUUAUGAAUUUUUUUGUAUGCUUAUUUUUAGAUAUCACAAGAAACUUUUGUACCUGUGAGUCUGCCUCAUUCUGAAAUUUUAUGACAUUAAGAAGUUGAUAAAUACAAAAGAAAGGUUCCCUUGGGGUCACAAUUUAAGGGAUAAUGAGUUUUCCGAUUAUAGCAUUCAUGUACUGUUUUGAGCUUGUGAGUUACCUGAAAAGGAUGUAAAUUUGUCUGUGGUUAUGCUUGAAUUUACUAUGAUGUGCAAUAUAUUAGUAUAUUAUGAUAGGUUUAUUUAUAUUACAAAAUAUUUGUAUUUAAGUUUAUCAGUCAAAUUACUGGUAUUCCAUCAUUUAAGUGCCAGUAUAAUGUUAUACUAUUAGGGAAAUUAUAUUUCCAUAAUUAUAAACU
This is a messenger RNA of Macrobrachium nipponense, 1903 nucleotides long. RefSeq names its product N66 matrix protein-like. The transcript has a single exon. Lineage: Eukaryota; Metazoa; Arthropoda; Malacostraca; Decapoda; Palaemonidae. Bases 45 to 860 code for a protein of 271 amino acids. The record is from RefSeq and is a predicted model, not a curated record.